Ochotona princeps (American pika) is the source of this 3130-nucleotide messenger RNA. RefSeq names its product SH3 domain binding protein 1 (gene SH3BP1). The transcript has 17 exons. The coding region runs from base 771 to 2846 and encodes 691 amino acids. Gene Ontology annotation, molecular function: GTPase activator activity; protein binding. The record is from RefSeq and is a predicted model, not a curated record. Gene Ontology annotation, cellular component: cytoplasm; cytosol; intracellular anatomical structure. Lineage: Eukaryota; Metazoa; Chordata; Mammalia; Lagomorpha; Ochotonidae. Gene Ontology annotation, biological process: signal transduction; regulation of Rac protein signal transduction; positive regulation of GTPase activity.
CUCCUACACAGGGGUGCAGGGUGCUGAGGUUUGGGCCAGCCUCCGCUGCUUUCCUAGGCCAUAAGCAGGGUGCUGGAUGGGAAGUGGAGCAGCUGGGACACAAACUAGUGUCCAUAUGGGAUGCUGGUGCUUGCAUGGCAAGGAUUUAGCAGCUGAGCCAUCACACCGGCUGCACAGCAUCCACCAUAAAGGAGACGGUGGGACAGGCGCCUGGAACCAGAUGGCUGGAGACUGGAGCUACCCAUGCUGUCCAGUCCACCAGCUCACUAUGCAGAGACCUGACCAAGGGCCUUCGGGUCGCCGAGCCGCCCAGGUAGACCAGAGAAGAUCCCAAAGGUCUGUCUCUGCUAAGCACGAAGCCCUCUUGAUCCCUUUAAGACGGUGCAAAGGUCCCUUCUGCGGGGGACAGGGGUUUGCUAGGGCGGCGGGGCCAAAGCCGGAGCCGGCUCACCUGCUUCCCGCCAGUUGGGCCAGCCAGGCGGGGAGCCCCACCUGCGGACAGCGACGCGCGCCAACGAUGGCGGGGCGGGCCGGGCGACUGGGGGCCCGGAAGCCGGGGCCGAACGAGGAGGCGAACUUGGAGAGAGGACUGACCUGGGGGCCGGGGCGGAGCCGCGAGCAGCAGGGGAGGAGGCAGCUGGCGGCAGCGAGUGAGUGACUCCGCGCGGCCCAGGAAGCGAGCGCUGCGGCGGACAGGCAGGCUGGGCCGGGGGCUGCCCUCGACCCCCGAGCGCGACCUGCAGUCCCCCGCCCCCCCGCCAACCUCCAAGAUGAUGAAGAGGCAGCUGCACCGCAUGCGGCAGCUGGCCCAAACGGGCAGCUUGGGACGCACCCCUGAGACUGCCGAGCUUCUGGGCGAGGACCUGCUGCAGGUGGAGCAGCGACUGGAACCCGCCAAACGCGCAGCUCACAACGUGCAUAAACGGCUGCAGGCGUGUCUGCAGGGCCAGAGCGGCGCAGACAUGGACAAGCGGGUGAAGAAGCUACCCCUCAUGGCUCUGUCCACCACAAUGGCUGAGAGCUUCAAGGAGCUGGACCCUGACUCCAGCAUGGGGAAGGCCCUGGAGAUGAGCUGUGCCAUCCAGAACCAGCUGGCCCGCAUCCUGGCAGAGUUUGAGAUGACCCUGGAGAGGGAUGUCCUGCAGCCCCUCAACAGGCUGAGUGAGGAGGAGCUGCCGGCCAUCCUCAAGCACAAGAAGAGCCUGCAGAAGCUCGUGUCCGACUGGAACGUCCUCAAGAGCAGGCUCAACCAGGCAGCCAAGAACUCAGGCAGCGGUCAGGGGCUGGGUAGUGCCCCUAGUGGUCAUGGUCACACCACGGCAGCCAACAAGGUGGAGACGCUGAAGGAGGAGGAGGAGGAGCUGAAGAGGAAAGUGCUACAGUGCAAGGACGAGUACCUGGCCGACCUGUACCACUUCUCCACCAAGGAGGACUCUUAUGCCAACUACUUUAUUCAUCUCCUGGAGAUUCAGGCUGACUAUCAUCGCAGGUCUCUGAGCUCCCUGGACACUGCGCUGUCCGAGCUGAGGGAGAACCACAGCCAAGCAGACCCCUUGCCCUUGAUGACAGCCGCCACCUCCCCCAGGGUGUAUGGGGUGUCGCUGCAGGCGCACCUACAGGAACUGGGCCGGGACAUCGCCCUGCCCAUCGAGGCCUGUGUCCUGAUGUUACUCUCUGAGGGCAUGAAGGAAGAGGGCCUCUUUCGUCUGGCCGCCGGGGCCUCAGUGCUGAAGCGCCUUAAGCAGACCAUGGCCUCAGAUCCGGGCAGCCUGGAGGAGUUCUCUUGCGACCCCCAUGCAGUGGCAGGUGCCCUCAAGUCCUACCUGCGGGAGCUGCCUGAGCCCCUGAUGACCUUCGACCUCUAUGAUGACUGGCUCAGGGCUGCCAGCCUGAAGGAACCAGGUGCCCGGCUGGAAGCCCUGCAGGAAGUGUGUAGCCGCCUGCCCCCUGACAACCUCAGCAACCUCAGGUACCUGAUGAAGUUCCUGGCACGGCUGGCCGAAGAGCAGGAGGUGAACAAGAUGACGCCGAGCAACAUCGCUAUCGUGCUGGGGCCCAACCUGUUGUGGCCACCCGAGAAGGAAGGGGACCAGGCCCACCUGGACGCGGCCUCCGUGUCUUCCAUCCAAGUGGUGGGCGUGGUAGAGGUGUUGAUCCAGAAUGCAGACACUCUGUUUCCUGAAGACAUCAACUUCAACGUGUCAGGCCUGUUUGCGGCCCUGGCACCCCUGGACAAGGGCAGUGAGGGGCCAACUUUAGAGGACCUGCCAUUCACCGCUGCACCUGACUCUGCCCCCACCACCACCCCAGCUCCAGCUCCGGCUGCAGUCCCAGCCUCCAUCAGGGAAAGGGUAGACUCGGAGGCACCCCCCAGACCAGCCUCCCCUAAAGUCCACAGGAGCCCCCUGGAGGCCACAACCCCAGCAGAGGACGCGGCUCGGAAGACCAAGCGCCCAGCACCUGCACGACCCACGAUGCCACCACCCCAGGUGGCCAGCGCCCGGUCUUCUCCUCCAGCCGCACCACUGCCGCCUAGCUCCGGCAGCCCCGUCACGCCCCGAGCUCUGCCCCGAAGGUUGGUUGGCAGCAGUCUCCGGGCCCCCACAGUGCCACCCCCACUGCCACCUGUACCCCCACAGCCCGCCCGGCGUCAGAGCCGCAGGUCCCCAGCGUCCCCAGGGCUGGCCUCGCUCAGCCCAGUCUCCCUCAGUGGGCCUGUGCACAUGGACUUUGGGGUGGCCGGAGAAGAAGGAGGAGGGGCCCCUGAAGCUGUUGAGGGGGUCCCCACUUCCCCAGCUCUGCCACCCCAACCCCGACCCAGGAGCCUUGCCUCUGAGACUGAUUGAACAGGUGUGCCCUCCCUCUUUGCCUGCCGUGACCUCGCAGGACACAAUCCUUGCCUUUGUCCAUAAGUGCCUUGGUGCCCACUGGACCGGCCCCCACGGCCCCUGCAUGUCUUGAUCUUCUCCUAGGGGCCCCCUCCUUGCCUGACUCCCCACUCUGGCAGGAUCCCAGGGGAACCAGUGGAAGGAAGGAGGGGCUUGUCUCCUAGGGGAUUUAUUAUUUUUCUCUUGCCAACAUAUUUUUUUUUAUAAGGCUGGUCAAAUAAAUUAUUUUGGACAAAACUGGA